Molecule: messenger RNA, 2905 nt
Organism: Triplophysa dalaica
Lineage: Eukaryota; Metazoa; Chordata; Actinopteri; Cypriniformes; Nemacheilidae
Gene: nup107
Product: nucleoporin 107
Exons: 26
Coding region: 97-2850 (917 amino acids)
Biological process (GO): post-transcriptional tethering of RNA polymerase II gene DNA at nuclear periphery; mRNA export from nucleus; protein import into nucleus
Cellular component (GO): nuclear pore; nuclear pore outer ring
Molecular function (GO): structural constituent of nuclear pore
Source: RefSeq, a predicted model, not a curated record
UAUACAAUGAUGCGCACCGCGCAGCCGAAGAACCAACAGAAGUGAAGGCGCAAAAUCUCUCGUGCUAGCGUUGCUAGAUUUAAUUUAACAUACAUUAUGGACUGGAAUCAGACCUGGUGUAGUCCGGUGGUUCGGGACAGUGAAGUGACACGGGCAGCCCGAAGAAAAAGUUCACAUAAAAAAGUAGCAUUCCCUCUGGCACAGGAUGGCAGUCCUGGGACGAGCACAACCCCAGCCAGAUCACUGCUCCGCCAGACACCUGGAUCACUGCACAAACAAACAUUUACCCCCAGAAGUUCCCUGAGGAACCCAGAUAUGUCCACAAUCCUUGGGACAGGAAGCAGAACACCUCGCUUUAUGAACACACCCCGUACCAAAGGCAAUCUGAGCAUGAACUUGGAUGACAGCGAUUGGACAAACAGUCUUUUCCCUUCCCCUCUGUCUGGAAUGGAAAACAGCUUCACUGAUGAUGUCUCCAUGAGUGCUCUCAUGCUGAAGGAAGAUGAUCCGGGAGAGGCUGCCACUCUAAGUUUAUUCCCAGAUUUCCAGCAGUCGUAUCUGCGUCAUGCAUCCACGGCUGUGUUUGAUCUACUGGAGGAAUACGAGGCUCUCUGUCAGGAUAAGGUCGGUACGUUGCAGAAACUGGUUCUCCGGUCAGCAUCCGGCCAGCAGAAAUCCUCCAAGACGGUCAGUAUCACCUGGUUACUGCAGCAAGAGAUGGUGACAUGGAGACUCAUAACAUCCCUUUACAGAGACAGAGUCCAAACGGUGCUAGAGGAAGAUAUCAUGAUGGACAUAACUGCCCCUAGUGAAAGUGAAAAGUCAGUAAUGGAGCAGUUUUUCCAGAAGGACAGCAUGGUGCGACAGAGCCAGCUGGUGGUGGACUGGUUGGAGAGUAUAGCUAAAGACGAGAUGGGAGAUUUCUCAGAUAACAUCGAGUACUACGCCAAAUCGGUGUACUGGGAGAACACUCUCCACACGCUGAAGUUAAGGAGGAAUCAGUCCAGCAGUGGCUUCAGCAGGCCUUUAGUCACAGAACUGGAUCCUGACGCUCCCAUCAGACAGAAGAGACCACUUGCAGACCUGGACAGAGAGGAUGACAUGCGCCUGCUGAAAAACCUCUUCAACCUCAUACGAGCAGGCAUGACCGAUGAGGCUCAGAGGCUGUGUAAGCGUUGUGGUCAGGCCUGGCGUGCUGCAACUCUAGAAGGCUGGAAACUGUACCAAGACCCCAACAUCAAUCGAGGAGGCGGAGAGUUGCAGCCGGUGGAGGGGAAUCCUCAUAGGAGUGUGUGGAAGGUGUGCUGUUGGAGAUUGGCAGAAGAGGAGCAGUUCAACAAAUAUGAACGAGCCAUCUAUGCAGCACUUAGUGGAAACCAUAAACAGUUGUUACCUGUGUGUGAGACGUGGGAGGACACAGUGUGGGCGUAUUUCCGGGUGAUGGUGGACACUCUGGUGGAGCAGGAGAUCUGUUCCUCUGGUUUGGGCAGUGAGGAACUAGAAGAGCUGCCCAGGGAAUUCCUAGAGACCAAUUGGACUAUGGAGAAAGUCUUUGAAGAGCUUCAAGCAACAGAAUCCAAAAGGGUUAUAGAGGCAACCAAGGAGCACUACCAUGUUAUCCAAAAGUUUGUUAUUCUUGGAGACCUUGAUGGUCUUCUGUGUGAGUUCAGUGAUUGGUUAGCAAGAACUCCAACUUUGCCAGCCCAUCUUUUGCGCUUCAUGUCACAUUUGGUGUUGUUUUAUCGCAGUUUGGGAAUGCAACUCAAGGAGGAGGUGUGUGUGGAUGUUCUGAAGGCUUACAUCUCACUGCUAGUGAAGGAGAAGCAGGUGGAUCUCAUUGCGUUUUACGUCAGUCAGCUGCCUGCUGACCUGGCAGUGUUACAAUAUGCUCAGUUCCUGGAGGAAGUCACUGAAACCGAGCAGCGCAAACACUGUCUAGACUUGGCAACACAAGCAGGUUUGGAUGUGGCGUCAAUCACUAAGACCGUGGUAGAGACCAUCAGAGAGAGAGACACCGAUGAGUUUGCCCAUCAUGACCUGACCCCUGCAUUAGACACGGCUACUACAGCGGAGGAUCAACAGAAGAUUGAUGUCAUUGAUUGGCUGGUGUUUGACCCCGCCCAGCGAGCUGAAUGCCUGAAGCAGAGCAAUGCCAUCAUGAGGAAGUUUUUAGCAUCUAAGAAGCAUGAGGCUGCUAAGAUGGUCUUCGCCAAAGUGCCGGAAGACUCCAUGCGCGAGAUCUACCACCAGUGGGAGGAGCAGGGCAUGGACCCGGCCCAUCUUGCCGAGGAAGAGAAUGCUAUUCGUGAACACCUUUGUAUUCGUGCCUAUCUGGAAGCUCAUGAAGCAUUUAAUGAAUGGUUCAAGCAUAUGAAUUGUCCUCCGGUGAAACCCACCGCACCAGCGCAGGCUAAGUUUACAGAGAAGGUGGCCCAUGAGAUGAAAGAGGCAGAGUACAAUAUGGAAUAUGAGAACUGGCAGGGGCGUCUGGGAGCUCUGACAGAGGACGUGAAGGAAAGGAUCUAUAACGUGCUUCUGUUUGUAGAUGGGGGCUGGAUGGUAGACGUCAGAGAGGACGCAGACGAAGAUUCUGAGCGCGGUCAUCAGAUGACUCUCCUGAGGCGUUUGUGUCUGCCUAUGAUGUCCUUCAUUCUGUUAACCGUACUGCAGCGUACCGAACGCCACCAGGAGAGUCUCCGUCUCGCUGACAUCAUUGCGUCUGACCAACACAAACUAUACGAGGUCUUCUCUAAAGAGGAGCUGCAGAAGUUUCUUCAGAAGAUGAGGGAAUCCUCACUGCUACUGCUGGAUAAAGGGCUAGAUCCACUUGGGUAUGAGAUACAGCCCUAGAGUAGUGUCUGUUUGUUUCUGUUAGUCUGUUGUCCACAAUCCCAUUUGGGGAAAA